Messenger RNA from Eurypyga helias (sunbittern), 768 nucleotides. RefSeq names its product transmembrane protein 53 (gene TMEM53). The record is from RefSeq and is a predicted model, not a curated record. Lineage: Eukaryota; Metazoa; Chordata; Aves; Eurypygiformes; Eurypygidae. Bases 142 to 768 code for a protein of 208 amino acids. The transcript is spliced from 2 exons.
CCGGAGAAAGGUCAUGCAGAUGGUCAGCCGGUGGUGAUCCUUCUAGGAUGGGCAGGCUGCCAGGACAAAUACCUGGCCAAAUACAGUGCAAUCUACAGUCAGAAGGGGUGCACCGUCAUCCGCUACACAGCUCCAUGGAGGAUGGUCUUCUUCUCUGAGACCUUUGGCAUCAGAUCCCUCCAGACCCCAGCCAAACGACUACUGGAGCUUCUUUUUGACUACAAAGUUGAAAACAGACCAGUUCUUUUUCAUGUUUUUAGCAAUGGCGGUGUCAUGCUCUACCGUUACAUCGUUGAGGUGCUCCACACUGACAAGCCAUUCAAGAACCUCAGAGUAGCGGGCGUCAUUUUUGAUAGUGCCCCUGGCAGAAGAAACUUGUCAGGAGGCCUUCGUGCCCUGGGAACUGUCUUGGUGUCCACGAAUGUGCUGCUCAAGUAUUUCCUCUUACUCGCUUUUGCUAUUACUGCUGUUGUGCUGCGGAUCUUUCUGUACCCGUUGACCCGCUUCAUCCACGAGAGCCACUACGGUGCCCUGCUGAAAGCGCCCUCGCGCUGGCCGGAGCUUUAUCUCUAUUCCCAAGCUGAUGCCAUCAUUAAGGCCAGCGAAGUUAAAUACAUGGCUGAUGCACGGCAGCGGCUCGGUGUCUCCGUGAAAGUUGUAGACUUCUCGGAUUCGGGUCACGUCAGCCACAUGCGGGUGUAUCCCACCUACUACAGCAACCUCUGCACGACUUUCCUGUCUGACUGCGUCGGGGGCUCACUUCGUUAG